Drosophila rhopaloa is the source of this 2023-nucleotide messenger RNA. Its product is annotated as FAST kinase domain-containing protein 5, mitochondrial. The coding region runs from base 112 to 2004 and encodes 630 amino acids. The record is from RefSeq and is a predicted model, not a curated record. Lineage: Eukaryota; Metazoa; Arthropoda; Insecta; Diptera; Drosophilidae. The transcript has 2 exons.
UCAGCUGUUUUACCGGCCUGUUUUUCAACAAAUGUUUUCAUAACGCGCUUUUGAUCGGCAUUCAAAUUUAAUUGAAUUGGUCAAUCUUAUCAGGAAGACUUAAACGAAGCCAUGUGGACAAGGACGCACUGCCUCUGGCGCAGCGUUGGGCGUCUAAGCCGCCAACUGUGCACCACGAGCGUUUCGCAGGCGAGGAUAUUUGCCGAUCGCGAGAAUCAGUUCGCCCACGGCGUCCUAAUGGACUCCCUGAAACCCUACCAGAUCCUGCGGCCCAGGGACACCGGCUGGCAGGAUCUGCCCGCCUCAGAGGGCUUCAUGCGGCCCCAGAGCGACGCAAGUCCAGCGGAUCUCUACGCGGACUUCCAGGGCCUGGUGAGGGACUGCGUCCGGCUGGAACUACAGGUCAGCGAUGCCCGGUACGAUGCCUUUGCCCGCUGCUACUGCGAGCAAAUGCAUCGCCUCACAGACGAACAGCUCCUGGGAUCGCUGAGCGCCCUGGCCGAGCUGCCCACACCGGAAUCGCCCAAAACGCACAACUACAUGGAGCUGUGGAACACCAUGGACAUCGAGUGCUGUCGCCGCAUCGAGCGCUGGUCCAGCGAGCAGCUGCUGCUCGUGAGCGACGCCUGGUACCGCCUGGGUCUGGUCAGGAUCGGGGAGUACGUGUGGCUGGCCCUCAAGAAGCUGGGUCGCCGGCUGCGCAAACUGCCGCCAGAGCAGCUGGUCCACGCCAUGUUCCUGUGCAACCUGCUGCGCCGCACCGUCUUCGAGAUGUUCGACUUUGAGCUGAAUCUGGCCCGCUGCGUGGACCAGAUGACCCUUGGCGAGCUGGGCGUCAUGGCCAUGGGCUUUUUCAAGACACAGACACCGAUUAGGAAUCCGGAACUGCUAGCGCAGAUCUACCAGCGGCUGGGCAGCGAACUAGACACCGUGGAGGACAUUGCCCUGGUGGCGCUGCUCAAGGUGCUGCGCUACAGCAGCAAGCUGCCCCAAGUGGAGGCGCUCAAGCGGCUGCUCGUCGACCUGGAGCCGCAGGUGGAGCGCGUGUCGCUGCUCACCUGCCUGCACAUGGCGCUUCUCGGCUGCGAGCUGCAGACCUGCAACGAUGCGCUGGUGGAACGCAUCCUGCUAAGAUUCGAGCGGGAAGUGGAGACAGCCCGCCUGAAAGACAUGGAGCGCAUUUGCCUGGUAAUGGCCCUGUUCAAUCUGAAGAGCACUUCGGGGGUGGAGCGUCGCUUGGCGGAGCGGCUGCCCGACUUGCUGCGCCAGCGGAUGGAGGAGAUCCUGCGUCAUCCGCGUUGCUUCACCAACUGCCUGCAGUUCCUCACAAUGCGUGGUGUCUACGACCUGGAGCUGCUGGGCGUGGCCCUGGAGCCGCGCUUCGUGCAGCACGCCUACCGCAGCGGACUGCCGGGGCGGGAGUACUUCCACCUGGACGGAUUCGUCCGUCUCCUGGGCGCCGAUGAGUACCAGGGAGCGCUGCUCAGCGAGCGGCAGCGGCAGCAGAUGGGCCGCCUCUACACGCAGUACAUGCCCGAGCGGGACGGCCGCUUCAAGUUGACCAGCACCGAUCGCAUCCUGGUGGAGAUUCGGGAUGCGGUCUCCCAGCUCCACCGCGCCGUCACCUUCAAGCACAUCCUGCCGCAUUACGAUCGAUGCGAUGUGGUGCUCUGCUACGACCACCGCCAGCGGAGAGCCGUGCCCUUGGACGCGGAGGCCUGCCAGGAUUACAGUGGGGAGAUUCUCACCCGCAGGCAUCUGCUGGGCGAGAGCAGGGCAGCGGAUGACCAGCUGGCCACCGUGGCCAUCGUUGUUGCGGGCUGGAACAAUGUGAUCCGCGAAAAGGAUCGCUUCACAGGACAAAUGGAUAUGAAGCUGAGGCAGCUCCGGCAAUUGGGACAUCACCCGUUGGUGAUCUAUUGGCACGAAUGGCGGGAGCUGGAAACAUCAACGGACCGCCAGGACUUCCUCAGACGUCGCCUCAGCCAAGUGGCCAAGAUUUAGGACAUCGGCCGCUUUCAAU